UUUAGUUUUGCUUUGCACUGCAGUGCAGUUAUUUUAACUUUUAUCUAGUAAAUGACAACAUUGUUUAAAAAUAUCCAACUGAACAGUACUACCGUGAUAAAAUGAACAGGGAAUUUGCUAUCGUGAACAUGGUGAAGAAAGACAGUACUUUAGUUGGAAGUAUUGUCAAAUUGCUAAGAAGUUGAUUCAACUAUACUGUAUUUUGGUACUGAGUUAUAUGGAGUAAAAUAUCCAAAGAGAUCAUCAUGUUAGCACUGCGAGUGUUGGGACGUGUUUUCGCACAGUCACUGGAAGUAUAUUACAGUGCACUCCAUCAGAAUAUUAAGGCACUAAAGAUCCUGCCAAUUUGCAGACAAUAUUGUGUUCAUAGCAACACUCCAAAUAUGUUGUGUCGCAUGCAUUUUACAAGACGACUAAAAGAGCUAUAUCAAGAAUGUAUGCAAAAAGGUGCAGAGAAUUCACGCUGCUUUAUUUGUAAGAAACAUCUACCUUUCGUAUGUGUAGGUGGUCCUGGAUUGAUUUAUGUUCAAUACCAGGUACGGAAGUAUUGGAAUUCGUGUAAUCUACACAUCCAAGCUUUCUGCAGCAGAUUGGACCCUGUCAGCUCAGUCUCAAAUUAUGAGUCUGCAGUACUGCAUAAUACAAUUUGUAGGCAGCUUAUGAAUAUACUUUGUUCCAUACGAUAUGUAAUUCGGCUAUUUUUUAGAGCAGUGAGACUAAAUUUGACAUUUUGGCCGAUUUUAUUUCUCUAUCCAUUUGCAUUACUGAGUGAAAGACUCCGACAAGUAUGGUGGAACCUGUUCUUGUUUGCCGUUGAGAUUUCUGGUCCGGCUUUCAUAAAAUUUGGUCAGUGGGCCAGUACGCGACGCGAUCUCUUCUCAGACGAGUUUUGUGAUAAGUUUUCCAUCCUGCAUCACCAUGCUCGGAGUCACUCCUGGAAACACACCGUUGCAAAGCUGAUGCAGGCGUAUGGCAAGGACUGGAGAAGUAUUUUCGUCAUCUUUGAAAACAAUGCAAAGCCAGUGGGAUCAGGAUGCAUUGCCCAGGUGUAUAAAGCUUACAUCCGAGAAGAUCAUUUACCAGAGACAUUUCAAGACAAGCUGUUGCAGGACCGGUUGAUGGAAGAAAACCUCAACAACCAAACAAGCUAUGCUGAAGGUAUUGAUAUUUCAUCUACUGAAGAAAUUGACGAAGAUGAUUCUAUAUUUGAUGAUGAGGACAGCCUAUAUAUUCCUAGUCAGCCUGAGAGCAGUGAUAUUCCAGACAAUGUCGAUACCAGUAACUUAAUUCCUGUAGCUGUUAAGGUUCUUCACCCUAAUGUACAUGCAGUUUUCAACCGUGACCUUGUUUUGAUGCGGGUUAUGUCUCGGCUAUUACAAAGUAUUGUUCCGAGUCUACGCUGGGUCAGUCUGGUCGAAUGUGUGGACGAGUUUGCCAUCUCUAUGAAGAAACAGAUGAACUUGAUUAGUGAGGCUCGGUGCAUGGAGAGGUUUUAUGACAAUUUCUCAGAAAGUUCUUCAGUUCGAAUUCCACGUCCAAUCUGGCCUCUUGUCAGGAGAGAUGUGUUGGUGGAGUCUUUCGAAGAAGGUGAGCCAAUAUCCAAGUUUUUAAAAGACGAAAGUGAUCAUCCAGCCGGUUUGAGAGAGAAGCUCGCUCAACUUGGGGUUGAUGCUUUACUCCAGAUGGUGUUUGUUGACAAUUUUGUGCAUGGAGAUCUCCAUCCAGGAAAUAUUCUAGUCCAAAGGUCUGAAGAUUUUGGUGAAAAGGAAGAAGAAAAAGUAGUUCUGCUUGAUGUUUUGGACACCACAGUAACUACAAUUAUUAAAGUACCUUCCCCGAUUCGACUGGUGUUUCUCGACUGUGGAAUUACAGCAUCUCUGAGUGGUGGUGAUUUAGAGAAGUUCACUGAAGUCUUCACAGCAGUAGUCAAAGGAGAGGGAGAAACUGUUGCGGAGUUGUUUCUUCGGAAGACAGCCGUGAUGGAUUGCGAGGAUGAAAAACAGUUUAUCAAGGACAUGGCACAUGUUGUGAACAAGGCCAGGGGAGCAACAAUUAAACUGUCACAGAUCAACGUGGCCGAACUGUUGUCCGAAGUGUUUGGUGUGCUGGCCAAGCACCACGUGAAGAUGGAGAGUAACUUCGCGAUGAUCAUCCUUGCUAUAGGAGUCCUAGAAGGCCUGGGGCGAUCUCUCGACCCCAAUAUUGACAUACUGGAGAAAGCCAGACCUGUUCUAUUGCGACAAGCCAUGCGUUUGUAGCAGCAUUUUAAUUAACUUACAAAAUCUGCAAUAUUUAUUACAUGACUAGAUUUGAUUUUUUAAAUUAAUUUUUAUUUGCCGUUUUAGAAUUUUAUAUCUCUAAUUUUAAAUAUAUAUAUAUUUUGUGAUCAUUGUGGGAAAUAUAAAAUCCAGAAAUUUGAUUGUUGGCACAUAUGAACUCCUUAAGCAUCCUGGAAAUCCUGGAAUGUCCUUGAAUUUUGUGAUUUUAAAAUCAAGGCCAUGAAAAAGCAUUUAAUUUUAUUGUGUCUUGGAAAUUUAGGCCAAAUUUUGUUUCGCAUUUUUACGUUUGUUGUCCUCAUAACUGUUUAAAUUCAAAUAACAGUUUGUUAUAAAAGCAUUCAUUGAUUGAACUUUUCAUGUCCUGGAAAAAUAAAAAAAUGUCCUGGAAAUGUCCUUGAAUUUUAUGGGCUUUUUAAAGUGUAAGAACCCUGAUAUAUGAACUGUUUAAGUCCAUUCAAUGUGUGUGAGGUUUUGCUUUACUGCUUUAUUGAGACCAGUUCUUAUCGCAGUUACUAGUGCAAGGCCACAUCACUGAUUUCUCUCUCACUAACAACUAACCACUAACCUAUGUCCUGGACAGACAGCCCAGAUAUGUGAAGUGUGUGUGUGGACAGUACAGCAUCCUUGAACCAUAAAUCUGAAUAACAAGACCCGUAUUCCAUGAUCAAAAUUGUAUCUCUGCACAAGGCAGAGUUGAAAGGAUGUUUUAGGCAAAAGCAUUAAUUUACAAAAUGAAUGGUAAAUACAUGUACUUGAUUACAAAUACUGGCCUGGUGCUUUAUAAAACUUUAGCAUCUAGACUCGAGACUCUUUUAAUAGAGUCUGAGACGCUGAUGUCAUGACAACGCCAUAGAAAUUGUAUGCGUGUGACGUCAUUAAAGAUCGAGUCGGGACUCUAAACGUUUUAUAAGCACGGGCCCUGGUCUUCUGUUGUUUUAGAUGUGUCAUUGACUUGGUAUUAUUUAAGACCCAGCUACUAUUAACUGGGAAACCAGUCAUGACACUGAUGUGCUUCCAAUGUAGCAGAAAACAAGACUUGAAUAGUAGGGGUUGGAACAUAGCCUAGUGGUAAAGUACUUGCCUGAUGUACAGCUAGCUAGGAUCGAUACCUGUCAGUGGGCCCAUUGGGCUUGUUCUCGUUCCAGACAGUGCUUCACAGCUGGUGUAACAAAGGGUGUGGUAUGUACUGUCCUGUGUGUGAAUGGUGCAUAUAAAAGAUCCCUUGCUGCUAAUG
Gigantopelta aegis is the source of this 3513-nucleotide messenger RNA. RefSeq lists its product as uncharacterized. Lineage: Eukaryota; Metazoa; Mollusca; Gastropoda; Neomphalida; Peltospiridae. The record is from RefSeq and is a predicted model, not a curated record. The transcript has 12 exons. Bases 246 to 2258 code for a protein of 670 amino acids. Gene Ontology annotation, cellular component: mitochondrion.